Molecule: messenger RNA, 737 nt
Organism: Saccostrea cuccullata (small rock oyster)
Lineage: Eukaryota; Metazoa; Mollusca; Bivalvia; Ostreida; Ostreidae
Exons: 4
Coding region: 11-655 (214 amino acids)
Source: RefSeq, a predicted model, not a curated record
ACAGCUUAAAAUGAGUGAAAAGGCGAUGACCCCACUUCUUCCAAAGAAUAUGACUUUCAUACAUCUAUUUUACCUUUUGUUUAAUUUAAUUUUGUUGAAAAUAGAUUCAAAGCAAUGUCCGGGGCUUUCCAAAUGCUGUUUUGGAUACAUGUGGAAUGCUACAGUCCAACAGUGUAUACCAUGUAAAACAGGAUUUGUUGGACUGAAUUGUACUAGGAAAUGUCCUUAUCCAACCUAUGGGGAUGAAUGCCAGAAAAACUGUGCCUGCACGAAAGAUUUGUGCAAUUUUUCCACUGGAUGUGAAAUUAAAUUCACUACGUCUUUAUUUGACACUUCUGUCUCAGAUAUGAAAAGUUCCCAAUCUGACAUCGAAAUCCACACAGUAACAGAUAUGAUCGAAAGUAUGAAUUAUACGAGAACAGAAACUGAAGGAAUAAUAAGUCCAAAAAAUAGAGGGGUUUCAAAUAAAAAGGUUUAUUUGAUAUUGGCACUCGUGGCUGUUGGAAUUUUUAUUUUGGUACUUGUGAUCGCUCACACCUUUACAAGAUUCUGUCCUAAACUCCACUUUUUACUAGGACAAAGAGAAUGCAAAACACCACUGGAUAGAUAUUCCUUCAAAGGAAACAAUGAACAUGUUUAUGAAGAAGAGUUUUAGCGGAAUUAAAUAAAUGUAUGUAUUUUAAGCGGUAUCCGAAAACGGCUAUGCUAUACAUUUAUCAUAAAUAGUUUAACCAUUC